AUGCGAAUCCGCCUGACCUUCGAGGACCCUCUUCCAGCAUACAAGUGCUGGUACGAGGUCCCCGCCUCGUGUUCGACUAUCCACGACCUCCAACGGGUCGUCAGGAAGGGCUUUAAUCUGGACCAAUACUGCAAGACAACGCGUCUCGAUCUCGAUGGGUUCUUCCUUCUGCCAGCGUCUACCAUUGCUGGAUCUUUGAAAGAUGGUGACCUUCUCCAGGUCAUGAUCAGGAAAAAGGGCGACGGCUUGCCACCGCGUCAUCUUCCAGUGUCAGGAGGAAAGAAGCGAUCGAGCGAGGAUGCUGGACUCUCAAACACCGCAGACCGGAAAGCGUCGAAAAAGAUGAAAUCCACACCACCCAACAAGAAACCAACAGCACCACUUGUCAAACAGCACAACAUACAGGUGCAGCAGUCUGGACAGGGUCAACAGAAACAACAGCCCAACGCCCAGAACAACAAGAAGAAAAAUCAACAAAACAACAAGAAGGCGAAGCAGAACAACAGCAACAACAACAAGCCGCAACAGAACAGCCAGCAAUUGCCCUCCAAAGACAACGUGCAAGCAAAGGCCAACAAGAAAAACAAGAAUAAUAAUCAAAAGAACAACAAGGGGGAUGCAGCCUCCAACACGAACACCAACAACAACACCAAGACAAACACCAGCGGCCAGAAUUCCAAGGGAGCUGAGACCAAUGGCACCAAGCGAUCGAAAAACAACAGGACAGUGAACGUUGACCUUGACCAAUCCGUGAACGAAAGACGAAACGUCCGCUUCGCGCCAGAAUCAACAUCUCAGCCAAAGAAAGUGGCGAUGUCCUCCUCCUCUUCCUCCGGCUCCUCUUCCGACAGCAGCAGCAGCAGUGACACCUCUAAUAGCAACAAGGACUCAUCAGACAGCAGCGACAGCGAUUCCAACAGCAGUGAUUCCGACAGUGAUUCCGACAGCAGCAGCAGUGAGAGCGACAGCAACAAGAAGGAUGAAAAGAAGGCUGCCGUCACCAGGAUAGUUCCAGGAAUGGGCAUGGGUGCGACAAAGUCCCGGAACGCGCGUCGAAAGCUUCUCAAGAUGAAACUCGCCGAGGCUCGUGAAGAGGCAGUCUCUGGAUCAGAUACUUCGGGCAACCCUUUGAAGAGACACACCGUAGCAGUAACCCAACUCGUCGACGCCACGCCAGCAACACCACCCGUCCGGACGUCUGGAAAGGCUGCACCCCAAGCAAACGGAAAGGACUCUGCUCACAACAACAAUAAGAUACCUUCUCCUCAGGCGAACAGGAAAGCACCUACUCAAGCUUCUACGCCACCAAAAGUCAUCAUGACCAGCGUCGACCUCAAGGACAGCGAACUCAUAACCAAGACGACCCCAAAGCGCGUCACUCGGUCCACCCAGAAGAAACCCAACGGCACGGCCCAAGAAGUACCGGAAACACCUCAGCCUGAGACCGGCGUCAAGCAGAAGGAUUCGGGAUCCAAGAAGACAGUGCCCGCUGAAAAGGAGUCUGACGACCCGUCUGAAGUGGACGUAACUCCUCGGGACUACCACAGCCUGCCCAAAUCAGAGGACAGCCUGGCUAUUGGCGAUGUGAUUGCAUUCAAGACAUUGGAGAUGGGUCCUUCGUAUCAGCCUAUCAUCUCUGACUUCAAGGAGGCAACGGUGCUUUCUUACUCGACGACGGACAUGACGGCAGAGGUUCAACUCGCACGGAAGUUCAGGACGCCUGUUCAACUGGACGAUGAUGGCAACCCCAUUCUAGGCAAGUUUGACAUCUAUGACGAGGAAGAGGUUGAGCGUGCCCGCCGAGGCAUUGUCUCCUUUGACAUUCUAGGUCUUGCCGACUGCAGGAUCAUCUCCAAGAGGUGA
Linnemannia hyalina is the source of this 1863-nucleotide messenger RNA. NCBI's taxonomy places the organism in Eukaryota, Fungi, Mortierellomycota, Mortierellomycetes, Mortierellales, Mortierellaceae. The record is from the annotation of a GenBank genome assembly.